CCGGUGUAAUGCACACCAACAACAUCCUCCCGCUUUUUUUUUUUUUUUUUUUUGCACACAUUAAAUACAAGCUGGCAUUACCAGCUCCGUAUGCAUAGAGGAGGGAGGGCAAGCAGCUCUGCUGAAUCUGUGCAGCUCUGAUUGCACAAACGCAAGAAGAAGGUUGCUCUCUCCGUAGACGGAGUUAAAUGGAGCUUCAAGCAAGACCUGGAGGUCCUUAUAGGAGCUCCCUGAUUCGUCUCCGGCUUAUCUUACGUGGCUCUGCCUUUUGAAACUCUGGAACGGCAGAUCUUAAAGAACUGACCUUUAUGAGAUUUUUUUUUUUUCUCACUUCUACUGGGGUACAGUUUAAAUGUCUUACCCAUUGUCUGUCCUUAUCAGGACAGAAUGGACACGUUCUUUGAAUCAGGUUGACCACCUCUCACCUCGUCCCCUCCUUCCUGUCUUUUCAGCAGAAGGAGGGUGGGGGAUUAGUCCCCUGCCGCUCCUUGCAGGUUAGACUAGUGUUCUUUUGCAACGUAGUUGUUUCUUUUUAGAUUUUUUGUCCUGACAGCUUCAAUCCCUCCAUAGUUCCUAUAUGAAAUCCUGCCAGAGCCUAAAGGAGGAGGUUUCCAUCCCAAGCCUUGUCGGGAUGUCACAGGAGGAGGCACGUAGAGUGCCCGUGUCUCAGUCCUAUUUUCACUCUUCUAACCCGGACUUGGAUUUGACGGGAAAGGUUCACAGGAGGGAGGUGGGUGGAAAACCUUAUUCUGUGUUGGUCGACAACAAAAUGUCAGCCAAGACGUCUGUGGCUGAUCCGAACGUGGGUCAGAUGACUCCACAGCAGCAUCAGCAGUACUUCAGAGAGGGAGCGCAGGAGGUGGGCUCACAGGAGUCUGAAACAGGUGACCAGGGAUCCUCUGAUGACACCGAGGUGGAUGAAGAUGAGGAGGAGGAGGGGGAAGAGGGUUACAAACGUGAGCAGAUCAUUGUAGAGGUCAAUCUGAACAACCAGACUCUUCAUGUGUCCAAGGGGGACAACAAAACUGGAACUGCGGCGGACGACUCGGACAGAGGAGGCAGCGAUGAUGAUGAUGAAGAGGAGGACGAAGAGGAGGAGGAUGAAGACGAGGAUAGCCAUGAUGAGGAAGAAGAGGAAGAUGAAGAGGAACAAGUGAUCGAGAAUCAAAGAACGAGGUCAGGAAGAACAAGGCAGAGUACUACGGCUGGCAGGCAGCCAAAGAGGAAAAGCCUCAGAACGGCUCUGAGCGCCGCCACAGCCGGAAUGACCACCAGAGGGCGUAGGAAACGCAUGGAGCCGCCAAAGAGCAAUCGCCGGUCAGUCAGGUCUGCUCCCUCCUCAGCAGGUACGGAAACGACCAAAGGAAAGGCAGAGAUGGAAGACGAGAAAGAGAUGCUGGCAUGCGAGAAGUGCCCCAGGGUUUUCAACACGCGCUGGUACCUGGAGAAGCACAUGAACGUCACACACAGGCGGAUGCAGAUCUGCGACAAGUGUGGCAAGAAGUUUGUCCUGGAGAGCGAACUGGCAUUGCAUCAGCAGACGGAUUGUGAGAAGAACAUCCAGUGUGUCUCCUGUAACAAGUCUUUUAAGAAGCUGUGGUCACUUCAUGAGCACAUUAAGAUUGUUCAUGGCUACGCCGAGAAGAAAUUCUCAUGUGAAAUUUGUGAGAAGAAGUUUUAUACAAUGGCUCAUGUCCGGAAGCACAUGGUUGCUCACACUAAAGACAUGCCUUUCACCUGUGAGACUUGUGGGAAGUCAUUUAAACGAAGCAUGUCAUUAAAGGUUCACUCGCUCCAGCACUCCGGAGAGAAACCCUUCCGCUGUGAGCACUGCGAUGAACGGUUCCAGUACAAGUACCAGCUGCGCUCUCAUAUGAGCAUUCACAUCGGACACAAGCAGUUCAUGUGCCAGUGGUGCGGCAAAGACUUCAACAUGAAACAGUACUUUGACGAGCACAUGAAAACACACACAGGGGAGAAGCCUUUCAUCUGUGAGAUCUGCGGGAAGAGCUUCACCAGCCGGCCCAACAUGAAGCGUCACCGCCGCACCCACACAGGCGAGAAGCCAUAUCCCUGCGAGGUGUGCGGCCAGCGCUUCCGCUUCUCCAACAUGCUGAAAGCUCAUAAGGAGAAGUGCUUCCGGGUCACCAGCCCUGUGGUUCUACAGAGUGGUGGAGCCACAGUUCCGGUCCGUCUGUUUGCAAAUGCCUUCUCCUCUCCUGCCUCGUCCUCUUCUUCCCCCACCACCGUCCCCGGUCCCUCAGCUGCAACCCCGGCUACCACCUCGGCUUCUCUUGGCCUCAGCUCGACUGGAGGCCCCGUUCCGCAGCAAAGUCACAUUGGUCACACAUUUUCCCACGUUCAGCUCCACUCAGCUCCCUCCCAUCAUCAUUCCCAUCUCUCCAACACACCCCAACAGGCUCCUCCUCACAGCCAUCACCACCUGGUGGUUCCCCCCGUCGCUCACCUCCCCCCUCCUCCAGCUCUUUUUAAGAGUGAGCCCCUUAACCACUGUGGGCAUGAAGACAGUAGCUACCUGCACCACAUGGCCCCCCUGGAUAAGGCCCCUGGAGCGCCACAGCAUCACUGAACUGUGCACCGCUGUCUGCAGGCAGCACCAAACCGCGCCUUGCUUGUUGUCUUCUUAAAGCUCCGUUUCUCAGAUGGAGAAACCUGAAGCUACGCCUGCAGAGAGGGCUUAGCAUGAGCAGCACACUGGGAUUCAGCAGUAGUGAUCCAGUUUGUUCUACGCUGGAGGCUUUCAGCCGUCCCGCAGAGAUGUUGCAGACAGCAGUAGGUAUUCAAGUAGAAGCAUACAUCUUCAUCAGACAAUGGAGGUUUCCUGUUUUGCUUGUCAAGCAAACAUUAGAGAUUCAAACUUUUCUGACCCCCAUGCACACUAAGUGAGACAUCACUU
Messenger RNA from Cyprinodon variegatus (sheepshead minnow), 2917 nucleotides. It is a transcript of the gene znf652, whose product is annotated as zinc finger protein 652. Gene Ontology annotation, biological process: regulation of transcription by RNA polymerase II. NCBI's taxonomy places the organism in Eukaryota, Metazoa, Chordata, Actinopteri, Cyprinodontiformes, Cyprinodontidae. Gene Ontology annotation, cellular component: nucleus. The transcript has 6 exons. Gene Ontology annotation, molecular function: DNA-binding transcription factor activity, RNA polymerase II-specific; RNA polymerase II cis-regulatory region sequence-specific DNA binding. Bases 578 to 2590 code for a protein of 670 amino acids. The record is from RefSeq and is a predicted model, not a curated record.